AUGGAAGAAAUUGCGAUUCGCGCGCUGGUCAAGUCGCUGUUGAUGUGCAGCGCGUUGUUCAAGGGUCCGCAGCCGAACCUCGCUGAGCUGAGGCUAUUCGAAUUCAAGGACGGCGGGAUUCUAAUGGAAACGCUCGACUGGAAUGAACGACUUGUACCGUAAGUUGGAGCCUUGUUUGUUCUUGUUUCUAGAGGUGUCAGUUUCGCACGCUUUAUCCUGGAACUUUGGAUGAAUCUACGGCGUGUUGGCUUGUUAGAAAUGUUGUUUCGGCGUUCGACUGACGUUUUUUUUAUUUUUCGUGGUUUCGAGGCCAGUUCUUUUGGAAAUUAGCUGAAAAUGCUAACAGAAAGUACUUCUAUGGGCUAUGGAGUUACCGGUCGAGGCAUACAUCAAAAAGUCGCAAAGUUUUUCUGAUUCAGAAUAUGCAAAGAUUAGCUGCCUAGUUUUGAUUUGUAAGGGACCCUCAGAACUUUUCUCACAACGCCACGUAACUACGUUUUUUUGACCAAGUUUGCACCAAAUCAGAAGCUUGUUUUUGAGCUAAAGCAAAUCCUGGUAUCUUGACAAGCCUUAAAAUAUCAAAUUUGAUUAAUACUACGGGUUAAUUAGUGGUUGCAUUAUGAAAAAGAGGCAUUUGCGUGGUGUUGCGAGAAAAGUUCAGAGGAUUUUUUCGCCCUUACAAACCAAAAUUAGGCAGCUAAUUUUUACAUAUUCUGAAUCAGAAAAACUGCGAUUUUUUGAUGGAUAUCGCGACCUGUAACUCCAUAGCCCAUGGAAGUACUUUCCUUGUCAAUUAUGUCCCUAUUUCAGGAAGCCGAUCGAGUUCAACGGAACAAUCGAGGGCGUUAACCUGCAGAUGGUGGUGAAGGGAGAUGCGAUUGAGCUCGGCGGCCAGGUCACAGUCAAAGAAAGUGACGGGAAUCGGGUGUAAGUUGAACCUUUCUUCAAUUUAUGUGCAACAUAUUUCAGCCAUUGCCCCGUUGCCGGCGACGCCAAUGCAGUACGAAUUGUUACCACGCCCGACGACUGUAGUAUCCACUUUUAUGUGUACCGAAUCAAGGACAAGCUCUAUGGCAUUGCAAAUAAGCGGCGAAAGGUCGCAGCGAUUUUUGACCUGGAUGGGGAACGAAUGGAAAUGAAGGAAAUACCCGUCGUCGUGGACGGAAACUUGGGCCUGAACCAGGCCGGCGGGACGUAUGUGUACAAAGACGGCGAUGGGAAGUGCCAGGAAAUGCCCGUGGGUUCGUUGGCUUUGAAUUGGACGCCCUAUUCAUGCAAUAAAGUCAAGAUUUCCUUGGUCGCAAAUCAAGAGUCCGCAUGGUAUCAUGUCGUAAGGUUCAUGCCAAGUUUUUACAUGUGCAAGUUGCAGCAGUACCUCCAAGUCAUGCACGACUGCGAAUUGGCGUCAUUUAUCCCAAAAAAUGAGCUCAAAAACGUCUACGUUCGGUUCCUCUACGAAAAUGUCAGCCUUCUGUGAGUGGAAUGUAUGCCUUUUUGGACAACUUUUUAGAUCCCUAUCCCCGGCACCAUCGACAGAAAGAAGCGGUCGCGUGACGUAUGAGGAGCAGUUGUACAUUGCGAUCGGCGUGUUGUCUAUUGUCGCCUUCCUCCUCUUCCUUGCUAUUGUCCUGGCGUAUUGGGUGAGUUGGGACUGAUGGAGUCUUUUGGCAGAAAGUCCAUCAUUUCGAUGAAAUGUGUGGAAGAAAUUCUUUUUUCUCCUUCAGUUCAAUCGGAAGACAGUGGCAGCCCGUUCGAGGAGAUUCCGAAGGCCGAAGACGCCCGAGCAGAAACAGGUGAAUCCCAACGUCGAAGUACCCCAUUUCGUUCUGCAAGAGCUUACCGACGAAGAGGACAUGGGUGAUGAGUAGGUUUAUAAAUGGAACUUCUGAAACUUUCUUUCUUUUUUUGGUGUUGCACUUUUUCUCUGAUCUUUAUAACUUUGUUUGAGCUUUAUAAUAGGCUUGGCAUUUUCAGAGAAGACGAAGAAAACCCCCUCGACACUUUGCCGACCAUGGCCCUGAACGAGGGGGAAAUCGUUCACGACGAUAGUCUCCAGCUGGAUCUUCCCACCCUGAUCGACCUCGGCACGCACAGGUACACCCAUGUCGGCCACCUGGGCAGUGGCAGCUACGGCACGGUGCAUGAGUACAAGGCGGAGCACGGCGACAAAGACGCGGUGGCCGUCAAGUUCCAACCCACCACGACUCCCACAGAGAAGCAGCGUGCCAAAGGGGAGUUUAUGUUGAUCCGGAAAAUUCGCCUCUAUGCCGGCAGGUGAGUUUUUGUUGAUUGUUUAUUCUUUCUGCGGGAUUUUGCGCCCGAAGUGGUAUACGUCAAAGGUUGAAGACGGAAAGGUCCGCUAAAAAAAGGAAAGAGGAGGGCGGGGGGAGGGGGGAGGGAGGUUUUCGAUGGCGCUGACUUCGAAAAUCAUAUCAAUUUUUCUGAAUUUUCUUAAGCAGUAGUGUCUAAGAGGUUUUCGAUGGCGCUGACUUCGAAAAUCGUAUCGAACUGAUGAAGAUUAAGGCAAAAAUUCAGAAGAAAUAGAUACGAUUUUCAAAAUCAGCACCAUCGAAAACCCCUAAAUCGAUUACUAAAAAAAUUUUUUUUUAUUACUAAUUAACACUACUGCUUAAGCAAAAUUGUAAAAUUCAGAAAAAAUUGAUGCGAUAUUCGAAAUCAGCGCCAUCGAAAGGCUGCGACAAUUGUGCAUGCGCCAUGUGGAGAUGCUAAUAGCAACAAUACGGCCAAUACCUUGUGUGAUAAACGUUUUUUCAGCGAUCCGUACGUCUUGCUAGUGUUGGAUGUGGGCCAGUAUCCGAACUACGUCUUUUUCGUCUCGCCCUUGUACGAACUGUGCAUGCAGGAGGCCGUGGACGGGAUUUUGAGGCGCGCCACCUACGCCCAGAAGCUGAACGCCUGCUACCAGAUGCUGUUGGGAAUCCUGGACCUGCAGCGCUUGGGGUAUGCGCACAAUGACAUCAAGCCGGCGAACUAUAUGCAGAGAAGGCGAACUGAGAACAAAGUGAGUUGCCGCACUGUGCAGAUUUUCUUUUUUUUCGUUUUUUGCACUGUGCAGUUUAUUUUUGCGCAUUUUUUUACACUGCAGGGUUUACGCUUUUUUCUUGCAGAUCGUCCUCUGCGACUUCGGCAUGGCGAAGAAGUUCGGAUCGAAGCGGCUGCCCGGCCGUGGCACUUUAUUAUUCAUGCCGAUUACGGCGCUCAGGGGUGACCUGGUGAGCAUGGUGGACGAUUUGAAUUCCUGGUUCUAUGUUUAUUGCGUGGUCGUGUGCGGAGGCAUUCCGUACUCGCCGCCGACGAAUCGCGACCUUCCGUAUCAGCAGUUGGUGCAGACAUAUCUGAAGGCCCAACUCGAAGGUGUGCCGCGGUUUCGGACUGAUUUUGAGGACCGCGAAAUCAUUGGAACGCUCAGGGAAUUGAUUUGGAACAAGCCUCCGGGCGACACGAUCGAUAUGAACGCGGUCAAGAAGACCUUGGAUGAGGUGAGUCUUUUUGAUUAAAAUUUGGAAUGUUGAGAUUAUUUUUUAUUAAUUUUUUUUUGUUUUCAGCUCCAAAUAAAGUUCCAGUUCAGUUACAUGGAUCCGUGGUGGGACGUUCCUCCAGAAGAGACGACCAAAGGCGAGUCAGUGGCCACGGAGGUCGGCGUGAAAUCCGAGAUAAAGUCGACCAUGACGGAAUCGGAAGCAGGGACUCGUGACGAACCAAUGAAGCCAGAAGAGAACAAGGCCGAGCUUGUGAAGCCGCAAGAAAAGAGGGUCGUUUCAAGGAAGGCCGGAGCAAGGAAGGCGGUAUCCAAGAAGGCCGAAUCUACGAAGCCAGAAGAAAAGAAAGCCGAAAAUACGAAGCGAGAAGAGAAGAAAGCCGAAAAUACGAAGCGAGAAGAGAAGAAGGCCCAUUCUACGGAGGAGCCUACGAAGCCAGAAGAAGAGAAGGCCGAAUCUACAAAACCAGAAGAAGAGAAAGCCGAAUCUGCGAAGUUAGACGAGAAGAAGACCGAGCCUAAAAGGCUCGGAGGACAAAAAAGUCGAGCCAGAAACCCAGCCGGGGCAACAAAUAGUGGCUCCGAACCCAUGAUUCUGGAGUAA
This is a messenger RNA of Bursaphelenchus xylophilus (pine wood nematode), 4103 nucleotides long. Lineage: Eukaryota; Metazoa; Nematoda; Chromadorea; Rhabditida; Aphelenchoididae. The record is from the annotation of a GenBank genome assembly.